GCGCGCGUGACGUCACCAGCAGCGGCAGCAGCAGCCUCUUCUCCUUUUAAAGCCGGCGGCGGACCGACGGACGGACAGACCGCGGCAAGACUUUAAAUAGCUCGCAGUGAGUGGACCGGGACUCUCUUCAGCCUCUCGCCUCCUCUGAUGGAGCUGCAGUCAUUCCUCCACACCCCGCACCGCCCGCACCGCCCGCCCGCCGCCCGCCGCCGGGACUGAAGCCGUGCGCAGCUCGGUGUCCCGCCGCAGAGCCGUGACCGUGUCGUCCUCUCCGUCCUCUCUGUCUCCCAGCAGGCCGCCGUCUCCUCCGUGACUCUCUGUUCCCAUGCGAUUCUUCAGACUCACAUUCAAGUGUUUCGUGGAUUGUUUUUGAAGGUCGCUGCUCGACAGCUGAGAUUCUCUUUAGUUCUUAUUUACUCGGUUUUUUUUUUCACUUGAUCGUUUUCGCUCUCGUUUCUGCCUGGAGAAAGAAAUGUCUCCAGAUUAUUACUAGAUGUUUGGGAUUGUGAACAUUCAUUAAUUCGUCCGGAUGAAAUCUGAUUCAUAAAUAAAGCAGCAGAUUCUGGAUCUGAUCCACCUCACAGUCACAGUUCUGAUGAGAAUAAUCACGUUUGUUAUUAUCUGACUGAAGGAGAAGAAGAGGAGCGGCAGCAGCAGAGCUGGACGGAACCGAGCUGCACCUGCUGCUGACUGACUGACUGACUCAUCUGCUCCACACAGGGCUGUGACUGGGUCUGAACCGGGUCUGAACCGGGUCUGAACCGGGUCUGAACUGGUGCCCAGCAGGAGCUGAACACAAGGUGAGGGAGAGACUCAUCUAAAAACUGAGUCUUUAAAAAAGCUGCUAAAUUAAAGGGAGAAACAAGAGACUGAGUCUGUAACAGAACUGAACCAGAGCAGACUGAGCCUGACUGACUGAGCCUGACUGACUGAGCCUUACUGACUGGUUUAUACUGGGUUUGGGAAACUGACGAGAAGUGACGAGUGACCAAACCAGAACCUCAAGAAUUAAAGGAACCUGAGAGGAGAGAUUUGAACUGCAGCUGACUGGUUCCUGACUGGUUCCUGACUGGUUCCUGACUGGUUCUUGACUGGUUCCUGACUGGUUCCUGACUGGUUCCUGACUGGUUCUUGACUGGUUCCUGACUGGUCCUUGACUGGUUCCUGACUGGUUCCUGACUGGUUCUUGACUGGUUCCUGACUGGUUCUUGACUGGUUCCUGACUGGUUCCUGACUGGUCCUUGACUGGUUCUUGACUGGUUCCUGACAGGUUCCUGACUGGUUCCUGGCUGGUCCUUGACUGGUUCCUGACAGGUUCCUGACUGGUUCCUGACUGGUCCUUGACUGGUCCUUGACUGGUUCCUGACUGGUUCCUGACUGGUUCCUGACUGAUGGAGAAACAGGCUCUCCCAGCCUCGUCCUGCUCUCUGGUUCUCCUGGAGGAGAAGGGUCACCUCCUGUCUAACGGCGGCGGUGGUUAUCCUCCGGCGGCCGCUAACGGCAGCCUCGUCCCGACAGCGGCGGGGGCCAGUGGCGCCGGACCGGACAAGAAGGCGGGCGUGGUGACGGGGGCGGGGCCAGGAUACCAGGAGCGGGAGACAUGGACGCGGCAGAUGGACUUCAUCAUGUCCUGCGUGGGCUUCGCUGUCGGACUCGGCAAUGUGUGGAGGUUCCCCUACCUGUGCUACAAGAACGGAGGAGGUGUCUUCCUGAUCCCCUACCUGCUGUUCAUCUUUGUCGGAGGAAUCCCGAUCUUCUUCCUGGAGAUCGCUCUCGGACAGUUCAUGAAGGCCGGCAGCAUCAACGUGUGGAACAUCGCUCCGCUGUUUAAAGGUCUUGGCUGCGCCUCCAUGGUGAUCGUGUUUUUCUGUAACACCUACUACAUCAUGGUGUUGGCCUGGGGCUUCUACUACCUGAUCAAGUCCUUUAACUCCACCCUCCCCUGGUCCACCUGCGACAACGAAUGGAACACUGCCAACUGCAUCGAGAUCUUCCAUCACCAGGACUGCAGCAACGACAGCCUCGCUAACACCACCAUCGUCAACAACAUGACCUGCGCCGAACUGGCCAACGCACGCUCGCCCAUCAUCGAGUUCUGGGAGAACAAGGUUCUGAACAUCUCCUCGGGUCUGGACGAGGUCGGAGAGUUCAACUGGGAGCUCAUGUUGUGUCUGAUGGCCGUCUGGGUGAUGGUUUACUUCUGCGUCUGGAAGGGAGUCAAAUCUACCGGGAAGAUUGUGUACUUCACGGCGACCUUCCCCUACGUGGUCCUCAUCAUCCUGCUGGUCAGAGGAGUCACACUUCCUGGAGCCUACGGCGGCAUCAUGUACUACAUCAAACCUGAUUGGUCCAAACUGGGGGAAGCUCAGGUGUGGAUUGAUGCUGGCACUCAGAUCUUCUUCUCCUACGCCAUCGGGCUGGGAGCUCUGACAGCUCUGGGCAGCUACAACCGCUUCAACAACGACUGCUACAAAGACGCCUUCAUCUUGGCUCUGAUCAACAGUGGAACCAGUUUCUUCGCUGGUUUCGUGGUGUUUUCUAUUCUGGGCUUCAUGGCUGCUGAGCAGGGAGUCGACAUCUCACAGGUCGCUGAGUCGGGUCCAGGUCUGGCCUUCAUUGCGUAUCCGAAGGCGGUGAGUCUGAUGCCGGUGGCUCCUCUGUGGGCGGCGCUCUUCUUCUUCAUGCUGCUGCUGCUCGGCCUGGACAGUCAGUUUGUCGGGGUCGAGGGUUUCGUAACUGGAAUCCUGGAUCUGUUUCCUGGGAAGCACUACCAUCGUUACAAGAGAGAGAUCUCUGUGUUGAUCUGCUGUCUGUUGUGCUUCAUCAUCGACCUCUCCAUGGUGACACAGGGAGGGAUGUACGUCUUCCAGUUGUUUGACUACUACUCGGCCAGUGGAAUGACUCUGUUGUGGCAAGCAUUCUGGGAAUGCAUAGUAGUUGCCUGGGUCUAUGGUGCUGACCGCUUCAUGGAUGAUGUGGCUCGUAUGAUUGGCUACCGGCCUUUCCCCUGGAUGAAGUGGUGCUGGUCCUUUAUAACUCCAUGUGUCUGCAUAGGUAUCUUCCUGUUCCACCUGGUGAACUACAAGCCGCUGACCUACAACAACGUGUACGUGUACCCGUGGUGGGGCGAGGUGAUUGGCUGGUGUCUGGCUCUGUCCUCGAUGCUCUGCAUCCCCGUCAGCGUCCUCUACAAACUCUUCAGAGCCAAGGGGACGUUCAGAGAGCGCUGGGCCCACCUGACCACGCCGGUGUGGGGGGUCCAUCACCUGGAGUACAUGGCCCCCGACAUCAAGUCCCUGACCUCCAUGUCCCCCGGCACCGACGACAACAAGGUCAUCAUCUUCGAGAGCGUCAUGUAGGCCGGGCUCCACCAAUCACAGCACUCCAUCUCCAUCCAUCCCCCCCACCACACGACGGCCGACACCUCACGCCACGCCCGCCCUUCAGAUUUACCUCCGGACCUCAGAGCGGACUCUCCUCCUCGUCUCCUCGUCUCCACCAAAGCUCCUGAGAUCCUUCACGCCUUCAGAGGGAGAAGACAGCAGCUCCUCCGGGACACUUUUUAUAAUCACAGUUUCCUUUUUUCCAGCAAUCACCAAAAUUUGUGAUUCAAACGAGCAGAUCGCCGAGUUCUUUGACUGUAAAGGGCUUCGACUCCUCCGGCUCUCGUCAAGAAAAUGUAAAUAUCAUCUCCGUGACUUUUUAAAAGCAGAACGUCACCUCGGAGGAGCUGAAGACGUCUCACUGUGUUCAACCAAACCCAGACGCCGCUGAACGCCUCCGUCCAGCGUCCUCCAUCUUGGAUGAAGGGUAUCAAUGCAAACUCGUCUUGGGGUGGGCGGGUUAAUCACACACACACACACACACACACACACACACACACACACACACACACACACUGUGACAGAGCUGUAGACAGACUUCCCCUCAGACGUUCACCAGAGGUCGUUUGCAUCGUAACUGGACUUCAGAUCAGUCGAGGAUGAUUUUCUCUUCAGUCUUGUGGUCGAGACGUCACGUCAGCAAUCGUAGCUGCAGUUCUGUCACCACACGACGAAUAUUUAACGUGUAAAUGAAGGAAAGUUCCUGUUGCGUAGCAACCAGCCGCCCUUGAACUCACCACGCUGCCAGGAAGUUAACUGUUCAGACCCGACACAAAGACAGAAAGCAGUUCAUUAGAACAUUUGCUGAAUGAACAAGAAGGUCCAAAUAAUGCAGAAUGAGUCAGAGACAGAGUUUCACAGAGUUUAUAAAGUGUCUCCAACUCAACAACUCACUAAACUGACACUUUUGUUAAGGGAGUCUGGUGCUGGUGGAUCUGAAACGUUUCCACACCUGCACUAUGAUGCUGGUGAUGAUGAUACCGGGUCAGAACAGUCUCUCACUGGUUCCUCCACUCUGAUGUCUACCGAUCCACACUAUUGAUAAAACCUGAUCAGGACUGAAGUCAGCGCAGCUCUCAAACUGAAUCCUGUGACUUGCGCGCUCCACUGAUCCCAGAACAGUCCUGAGCAGCACGUGGUGGUUCUGUGAACAAACACAGACAUUAAAUGAAACGCUGAAGAUCUCUGAGCGGAGAUCAGACCGUUAACUCCUUCAUGUUCUGUACUGGACGUCCCCGUGAGGAGGUUCAGGUCAAAGGUCGGGCUUCGUUCUGCGUCCCCGGGUCGACUGAAGUGCCAAACAGACUGAUCCCAGACCAGGGCUCAGAACUGCCAAUCACAACCCGUUCACUCUUCUUCUCUGCCUCGUCUCAUCGGUCUCAUCAACGCUGAGCUCCUCCCGCCAAACGUCACGCUCUCCUGCGAGCAGCUGAAGGUCGUCGGCGCCGAUCGCUUCAAACUCAGAGUGUUUAGUUCCUCGUCAGAGAUGGAACUGCAGCGGUUCUUCAGAAUCAGAUCUGGUCUUUAACGACUGGUUCUGUUCAGCUGUGUAUGUUUUGGACUUCUGUGCGAGCGAGAGAAUAAAACAUCCGGUGGUGAAGAACACGUAGUUAAAAAGUUAAUUUUGUCAAUAAAUACACCAAAAACAUUCAGACAAUCACAUUUCAGUUGACUGAUCGUAAACGUCGUCGCUCUCUGACGUCACACCUGUCUGCAGCGACGCAGACGACUUUAAUUAGGUCUGUAGAAGAAGAACGAGGUGAUGACAUCAGCUGGUGGAGAGAUGAGAGCCGGAUGACUCAGCUCGAUGCGAGCGUCGCCUUACGUCGUUGUCUUAACAUUAGAGCCCAUACGGUUGCUUAGCCAAUCCCAGAGCCCGGCAGGACGUCCUGCACACGGCGCCGCUUCAUAUGCCACCAAUGAGCAGUCUGCGGGGGCGUGUCUACAGCUCUGUCUCAUAGCAACCUGUCGUGGGGAAACAUCACGAUUAGAAUGUAAAAUACACUAAAUCUACAUACAUUUGCACAUUGUUGUACAAUAAUGUCGCUGGCACUUUUGAAGAAACGUGUUAGAAAUCGUGUUUUGUUUUACAUAUUGUAAAAUGAAUCAGAGAUUUAUUUUGUGGAGGCUUUUAUUUUGCUGAUACAUACAGUAUGACAGAUAUAUAUAUUGAAUAUGUGUGUUAUCUAUAUUUGAUGCAGUAUGUAAUUAUGAUGAUGAUGAUGAUGAUGAUGAUGAUGAUUUCUGGCUGAUUGUUCAUGUGGAGUCGGCGAACACGAGCAAUGGGCGGCGACCGCCUCGAGCUUCAGGCUACCUCACUUCCCAUACAAACUUUCAAAAUAAACUGCUUUUAUUUUAUGCAAACGUCCCAUCAGCGGUGUCGGCUGCCAGCAGGAGAGGAUCAUGGGAAGUGUUUCUGGAAAUAUUUCCCUCCUCAGCCUGUUUCAUGUUGCAGCUUUAACGGUCCUCCAGCACCGAUGAGAAUAUAAUAAACUGAAGAUCCGACAGAAAAAAUAAAAAACUGUCUCCUGACGACAGAAACUAGUAAACGGCACAGAGUGGGAGCUCUGACGUUUAACGAGCCCAGCUUUGAGGCUCCACAUUGAAAACUCAUUGAACAGGUUUAUACUGACGAGCGUCGGUGCUCGAGGCCUUGAGGUGUGUCUGACCGGCUCAUGUGAACAAGCAGCGGGGCGGGGCUUUUAUUUUGGCGGGGUUGCUGCGAUGCAGUGAUGUAAGGCUGACGAGGCUUCGUGUGGCUCUGAACACACUACAAAAGGGAAUCUUUGUUUCUUUACCUUUUUUUGAUUUCUAAUUUCAAAGUGCUCAAAACUGAAGACUUUUAGAAGAUUUAGAUUUAUUUUCUGUGUUUUUCUGAAUAUCAGUGUCCCUGAUCAGCCCACGGCUCAGAUCCAUGUUAGCGAACAGUCCGAUCUGCUCGUCUCCUCCGAUGAUACAUUAACUUCCACAGCCAGUAAAAAAAAAUACAUGUUUUUUAAAUGAAAACAUUUGACGGGCUGAAUUCCUGCCGACUGAAACAAGACAAGGCUCAUCUGAACAGCAGAACAGCUACCUCACACACUACAACUACAUAUCCCAGCAGCCAGCGGGAGAUUCCAGACACCCAUACGCGGAGCAGCCAAUCAGCUCUUUAUAAUGUUGAUUUUACACGUGACAAAAUAAAAACUGAAUUUGAUUUAAUCCAAAAACUGUGACAAAGAGAACAAGCCAAACUGAAUCUGGGUGCAGAGAAAAUUCUGUUUUCCGGCCAAUCAGAGCGUCCGUUGGCUCAUCGAAGCGUCCUGAUGAUGAAGACGGACGAGAGCGCCAAAAAAAUUAAUAUUAAACUCCAGCAGCCGAGAUGUUACGGUGUCGAUCCUGAAUCUACCAUCGAUCAGAGAGUUUAUAUUUCAAUCACCGGAACCAAAACACUCAGCUAGCUUAAUGUUAGCCUGCAGCUAGCUUAAUGUUAGCCUGCAGCUAGCUUAGUGUUAGCCUGCAGCUAGCUUAACGUUAGCCUGCAGCUUCACUUCAUUUCCUUUUUCAGAGAUCCUUUACGAUCAAUUGUAAAGAGGGUUCACUCUGGUUUGUCGGUACAACCAUCGAUCUGUUGAUCGCUGCUGAUCCAGACGUGAGUCGACCAGCAGAACCGUCAGUGCUGAGAACUCCAGUUUAACUGGAGAAUCAAAUCUAAGUGGAUGGAGACUUGUGACAGCUCGUGACCUCGCAGUGAUGCGUUCAGGUCGUAUCAGAGUUAACACCAAUUUCUGACCUGUAGACUUUUUAAAAGUGCUGUAAAAACAUGGACACCAAAGUCUUUCGAUGAAGGAGUUAAAGUUAAACUCGAGAGCAGAAAUCAGACUGAUCAUAGAGGAAGUUGCUGAUUGGUUGCACCUCUACAGUGGAGCUGAAGCUGAUUGGCUCCUGUGGAGGCUCAGUAGAUUAAUCAGAUUCUAACGACAGUGCUGUUUAUUAAAGCUCAUGAGAUUAGAGACGAGAUGUCACUGACGACUUGUUUCACUAAUCAAACUAACCUGCGGCAGAUUUUUAUAGAAGCUCUGAUCAAAACUGACGUCUGAAACGUAGACGCUUUGAUUUUUAAUCAUCACUGGUUUUUAAAUGUGUGGUGUGGACGGGAGCCUGGGAGGGUCAGAGGGCCAUAAAAAGUGCAAAUCUGCAGCCGAUUGAGGCAAAAAAGAAAAAUGAAAUUGUAAAAAUCAGAUGUAGUUUCAUGUCAUUCUGUCUUUGUGCUCUUCAGCCAAAAAUCACCUUGUUGUGACAGAAUCGGGAAAAUCAUGUCUAAAGAAAAAAGUGCAGCCGCUGGAAAACGUAACAAACUGCUGUAAAGUGUUGUGCGAUCGUCUGCUGCAGGUUCUGAUCGUUGAUUCUGUCCAACAAAUCCUCCGUCAGCUGGUUUCCUGCAGCAGAGCGCCGCUUCCACACAACAUCUGAAGUCUGUGUCCCUGAAUCCUGUGGCUGUUUAAACUUUUCUUUUAUUUUACUGAUUUUUUAGAUAA
This is a messenger RNA of Acanthopagrus latus (yellowfin seabream), 7900 nucleotides long. RefSeq names its product solute carrier family 6 member 8 (gene slc6a8). Gene Ontology annotation, cellular component: membrane. The record is from RefSeq and is a predicted model, not a curated record. NCBI's taxonomy places the organism in Eukaryota, Metazoa, Chordata, Actinopteri, Spariformes, Sparidae. Gene Ontology annotation, biological process: sodium ion transmembrane transport.